AUGAAGAAACAAACUCCUGAUCUCAGGGUGAUGACUCACAGAAAUAAAUCUGUGGAAGAAGACAGUGCUGACAAAAAUCAGAGAAGUUGCUCUGAAAAAGCUAACAGAGAAAAUGCCACUUGUAGUCAUGAAAGUACAGUUGUAAAACUGCCAGUAAUAGCAUCAUUUGCGGGUACCAGUAAAAAAAUUGUAAUGGUCAAGCACCCAGCACCACCUCAGAAGCCAAGUUACUGCAGGUCUAAUUUUCAUGUUAAUAGCUCCCCUACAUUAGAAAAGACAAAAGCUGUCGGUAAAGUAAAGGAUAGAGUGCGUAUGCUACAGAUGGAUCCCCAGAAUUUAAAAAGAGAUAAAACUGAAGAAAUAGAUACUGUGAUUAAAGAUAGUGAUGAAUUUAGCUCUACAGAUUCUAAUACAAGUAAAAACAUUUCAAGAAAGGGAAAAAUCACCAGGGAAAGCUGUAACAAGAGAAGCAGAGUGAUUUCAAAAGCAAAGCAACAAGAUUUAGAUGUUGAAUCGGGAAGAGUGCUGAGAAAAGGAAGCAAGCAGCCAAGUGUGAGGUCUGCUCGAGAACAGUUGGAAGAGGCAAGAGAUGUGACUAGACCAGACACUUCAAAAAUAUACGAGAAGAACUUCCAGCAGAGCAGACCUGAAGAGCCUACUUCCACACCAGCAUUGCCUGUGAAAGUGGUUGCAAGGUCUAUAGAUGAAAUAAUUGCUUCCCUGCAGUCUACUUCUCCAUCUCCCUUGGACCAGACGAUCAAAGAACUCCUGGAGGGUGUUCUUGGCCAGAAUUACAACAUAAAAAUGGAAGCACCAAUUGAACAUGAGGAAAUAAAAACUGAAUCUCAAGUCCUGCCAAGUUUUCACCAAGCAAGCCUGAAGACACCAGUUGUUCAGAAAGAAUCUCAAGCAGCAGAAAAUGAAUCUCGGCCUAAAGAUGAGUUGUUAACAUAUAAUAAGCAGGUGAAGCAGGCUCCAUCCUCGGAUGUGCUCCAGGUGGAAGGAAAAGCAAUAUCAAAAAUUAAACCAGAUGAAGUUCAGAAAGAGCUACAAGAGGAACACGACUUGCCACAAUCCUUGCCUCCUCAGGCUUCAAAUGUCAAAAUUUGUUAUGAAGGAGUUCCUAUUUCAGAGCAGUUCCAGAAUAAUCGGACAGAUGGGAUUCCCUUUCUUCCCCCUCAUACAUCAAAAAGUCUAACUGAAUGCCAAAAAGUAGCUGAAUAUUGUCUUAAAAAGCCACAGCUGCUCCUGUUAGGAGAGAAAGUUUCCAUUUAUCCAGAAGCUUUAAAAAUGUUUUGGGCUCCAGCUCCACCAAAAUUCUCUGCUCCAAUUUCUUCAUUACAGGAAAUUUUAUUUCCUACAUAUGAGAGCAAUGUGAUUGAGGAUGUUGUAUUUGAAGACUUUUUCACUGAUCAUGAAGAAGAGUUAGAAGCUGAGCAAGAUGGUCAUGAUUUCUAUGAUUAUGGACUGGUGUGUAUCACGACAAGUUUGAUUAAAAGAUCAGUCUCAGCUCUGGAGAUGACUGCUUUCAAAGAUGAAACUACGUUAAAUAUGUCAGCUAAUUUCAAAACCAGCAUGAAAGAGUUGAAGGUUAUGAAGCAACAGAUAGCUGAGCCAGAGGUUGAGACAGAGAUCGGGAAAAGCUCCCCUACCAAGCAUCUAUUGAAUCAAAUCUGUGAUGAUCCUCAGUCAAUGCAGACAGACAUACCAGUAGAAAAAAUGCGUACUUUGAGUGGACAAGAGGAUACUGAGAAUGACAUUGUUCUUGUGGAGCGACCUCAAAAGGCUGGGAUUAAACACACUGUUUUCCCAAGAAGAAAGAAAACAAAGAAAUCAAAGAAAAUAAUAAACCCUAGAAAAUUAGAAGCUGUGAUUAAGAAAUUAAGUCAACCCCCAAAGAUUCUUAAAAGGUCUGUGUCUCUGGAAAGGCUUCCUAUUAAUGAUAAAUUCAGUAUCAAGGUGUCUUCAGCAAUCAAACAAUAUCAGAGCCCCAGCAUCCCUUGUUUGUUAGAUUUUGAAAAGUUUGCAAAAGUGAGGGGUGGAAUUCCAAAAGAAACUUCUGCUCGCAUGUGGGCCAGUGGAAUAUGGAACUGCUGGUUUGAUGAAACUUUCCCUCCUAGAGGGACUGCUUCUGAGGAGAAGGAUACUGGAUUACUAAAAGGAACCGGAACGGUGGACUCUCAAGAAGCAAAUCUACAAAUAGAACUAGUUGACUCAAUACAGCCUGUUCUUCUUGAAGGUGCAACAGUUAGUAUUGAAGAUUUAGAAAAAGAAGUAAGACAACUGACUGAGCUAAUAGAAAAGGAAGAGCAUCCUUCAGCUUUUCACUACUGCAGGCGCGGAGCAAUACAAAGAAAGUUAGGCAAGUUAAAGUCAGCUAUGGAUGACUUGGAAAAAGCUAUAAGCUUAGAACCACUACUGCUUAAUGCUUACUGGCAUAGACAUUUGAUUUACCUCUUUCAAGACAGAAUUUCUGCUGCUUUGGAUGACCUGAAAUUUAUAACUAAAUGGAGCAAAAAUAAAGCAGAUACAUACCUGUCAAUGGCUGAAAUUUACAGGAAACAGGGUGAUAAUACAUUGGCAAUCAUCAAUUAUAGCUCUGCGAUACAGUGCAGCCCUACAGAUGAUGACAUUUAUUUUAGAAGAGCUGAGUUGUAUUUUGAGGAAAAUCAAUUGUUAUUGGCCAUGGAUGAUUAUGCCAAAUGUUUUCAGUAUAACCCAAAAAGGACGGAUGCACUUAUGAAACAUGGAAUACACUUCUUUGACUGUUCAGUUUUGACUGCAGCUAUUCAGGAUUUUACAGCUGUGAUCAAGGAAGACCCCAGCAAUGCUCAGGCGAGGUUGUAUCGAGGAAGAGCAUAUGCGAAGCAGCAGCAGUAUAGAAAUGCAAUACAAGACUUAGCAGCAGCGGUUCACCUAGACCCUUCUUGUUGGUUAGCAUUCUACUAUAGAGGUUGCAUGCUACGACAGAUUGAUCCAAAAAGAGCUGUGCAGGACUUAAGUGUUUCUGUACUCAUCAAUGACACUCAGGAAAAUUUCUGUUCUUUUCUUCAUCGUGGGAUUGUUUACUCAGAACAGUGUCAAUGGUCACUUGCAAUCUGUGACUUUGAAAGCGUCCUAGCUUUGGACAGCUCCGUCAUCUUUGCUUACCUAAAUAUUGGUUUGAUACUGCUGUUGCAUCUUGAUCAAUACUAUGAAGCUAUUCGACAAUUUACUAAUGCCAUUGAAAUUGAUCCUCUCAAUGUUCAAGCCUAUGUGUGCAGAGCGCAAGCAUAUCAUAAGAUUCAUAAUUUACCAAAUGCUGUGAAGGAUAUAAACAGAGCCAUUCAUCUUUAUCCAAAUAAAUCACAACUUUGCAUAUUAAGGGGACAGUAUUUAAUGGAGUUGAAGAAAUAUGAGCUGGCAAGUUUAUGUAUUCACCAACUUGCAGAAAUGGAUGAAGAAUCCUUUAUGGCUCAGCCUGUUCAGCAAGCGCUCAUUCAGUCAUUUUGUCAAAAUCACAAUAAGGCCAUAGAGUGCUUACGUGAAGCUACUGCAACUCAACCUGAGCCUUCAAUGUUUGUUAUUUUAGGAAAAAUACAAAUGAAAGCCAAGAAAACUAAGGCCCGUGAUGCUUUUAGUAUGGCUAUCAGACUACAUUCAAGUUACCCUGAUGCUUUUUAUCAGCGAGGGCUGUGUAGAAUGCAGCUCAGACAAGCUAAGUGCAUCCGAGAUUUCAAUCGAGCACUUGCCCUUUGUCCAUCACAUUUCCAGGCAUAUAUGAGUCGUGCUGCUUACUACAGAAGUAAAGGUAGAUACUCUAAGGCAAUUCUGAAUUGCAAUGAGGCGAUCAAAAUUCUUCCUAACAGUGAGCGAGCUUAUUUUUACCGAGGAACUUUAAAGUAUCAAAAUAAGACAUUUAGAGCUGCAAUUGAAGAUCUCUCAAAAAGUAUUGACCUCAACAAAACCUGCAUUUUGGCAUAUUAUAACAGAGCCAUCUGUUAUCAUCAAAUAAAGGACUUCAGAAAGGCUUUGAAAGAUUAUGGAAUUCUUCUUCUGCUUGAAUUGAGUAAGGAAAUAGGUUUUAAAGUGUUAAUUAAUCGUGGACUGCUCUACAUGGAACUUGGCGAUUAUGCUAAUGCAUGUGAGGACUUUAAAGAAGCAACGUUGCUUAGUCCAGAUGAUAGCCAGAUCUUUCAAGCUAUUGGAAUCUGCUAUCAUAGACUUAAUGAGUUUGAAGAAGCUGUAAGAUCAUUUGACCAGGUUCUCAAACUAGAUCCUGUUUCUGUGGAUGCCUACGUUGGACGAGGAAAUUCGUACAUGGAAAACGGACAUGAGGCUGGUUGUAAACAAGCACAGAAAGAUUUCUUGAGAGCAGUUCACCUGAAUCCAAAGUGUAUAAAAGCCAGAAUUUGCUUAGGAUACAACUUGCAGGCCCUUGGAAAGCUUCAGAGAGCAUGGAACCAAUUUACAGUUGCCAUUUGCAUUGAUCCAAAAUGCCAUGCUGCAUAUGAUGGACGAGCUUCAGUCUGUCUUCAGAUGGGUGAAACUUUUGCUGCAUUUCAAGAUAUAAAUGCCGCACUAAAGCUCACUACCACUGCUCCGCUGCUAACAAAUCGGGGUGUCAUCAAUCAGUUAAUGGGAUAUCUACCCUGUGCCAUGAAAGACUAUCAACAAGCAAUUUCUGUUGACCCAAACUAUGCAUUAGCCUAUUUCAAUGCAGCAAAUAUCUACUUCCACAAUCGACAGUUUUCACAGGCCUAUUGCUAUUAUUCCAAGGUAUUACAACUUGACCCAAGAAAUGAAUCUGCUGUUAUGAAUCGUGCUAUCACAAAUACAUUACUAAACAAUAUCGAAGAAGCAAAAGAAGACUUUGAGAAGGCAAUUUGUCUCUGCCCAUUCUCUGCAGCAGUGUAUUUUAACAGGGCAAAUUUCUAUAACGGAUUGAAGCAAUAUGAACUAGCUGAAAAAGACAUUUCAACAGCAUUGUCAAUUCAGCCUAACGAUGCCUUGAUGUAUAAAUUUAGAGCUGAUAUUCGUGGUAAAUUGGGUUUCAAUAAAGAGGCUGUAGAAGACUACAAACAAGCAAUCAGCAUUCAAGAACAGAUUGAUUCCAUGUGA
Molecule: messenger RNA, 5100 nt
Organism: Pygoscelis adeliae (Adelie penguin)
Lineage: Eukaryota; Metazoa; Chordata; Aves; Sphenisciformes; Spheniscidae
Gene: TTC6
Product: tetratricopeptide repeat domain 6
Exons: 28
Coding region: 1-5100 (1699 amino acids)
Molecular function (GO): protein binding
Source: RefSeq, a predicted model, not a curated record